UCAGGUCGCAGAGAAGCAACAAGCCUAUUUGCUCAGCAACACAUUGCACAUUGCAAUAAUCUUGGUGCCGAUCUUAUGGAAGACAGAUAUCCAUCCAUUUUUGUUGUGGAUACACCACAGAGGGAUGUCCCCUUUGUGCCACCAGUGCAGAAGACCCAGAAGAAAUGGCAGCAUGGUCAGCUGCUCCUGGGAAUCCUGGUCCUGCUGACAUUGGCUGGUUUAGCCAUACAAGCUUAUUUCCUCAUCUGUUUCCGCAAGGACCUGGACAAAGUCACAUCACAGGGAGAUGCGCAUGAAACCUAUGAGAAACUUGUACAAGGUCAUAAACCUACCACGGAAAAGCCAGCUGCUCAUCUGACACUAGGUUCCACUGUCACUGUGUCUCUGAACGGAUCUGUGGAGUGGCAACACGUGAACGGCUCUGCCUUUCUACAAGACAUGGGCUACAAGGACGGCUCCCUGAUCUGCAACCAGCCUGGACACUACUACAUCUAUUCAAAGCUCUACUUGGGGCAGUCAAGCUGCCCAGAAAUUCAGCAGAAGAGCGAGUUUGUUGUCACCCAUGCCAUUUACAAGAGAACUUCUCGGUAUCAAGGGGACAUCAAGGUGUUAACCAACAUCAUUCCUUACUGCAACUGGAAGGACAGUAAGGAGUGGAGGCACAACAGCUUCCUCGCUGGUAUGGUACAGCUAGAGGAGAAGGAGGAGGUGUUCAUCAAGGUGUCUAAAGAACAGCUGCUGUGGGUCAAGGAUGACUCAAGAUCAUAUUUUGGCACAUUCAUGAUAUGAAACAUCUAGAGCUGUGUACAGACAAUUAUUUAUGUGAAACAAUGAACGACUUCCUUCUUAUACUACUAUGGCAGAAUUAGUCUCAAUCCUGCUUCAACAGUCUGAAAACUUUUCAAAUAUAAUGAAGGUGAAGCAGAGCCUUGCUUGGGGGGGGGGACUUCCUUGGUGAAGUGGAACAGCCUAUGCACUCAUUUUGGAAAUAAAAAGAUGGUGCCCUGUGGCUGGAACAGGGCACACUGGCCAAACAAUAAGAAAAUAUUUUGGGGAAAUGGUGGAACACUGCUGUGGGAAAGCUUCUUAAAGAGCUACCUAAAUGCUUAUGUGAAUAAGCUCUCAUCCUUCCGCAACUGCCAAAAAUUAAAAAUGAGUGUGGGCACUAUCCAAUAGGCAUGCAUGACCGUCAUACCAAAAGUAUGUCAACCUGUUGUAGAAGUGCUGGUUGUUUUUUCUAGGGCUACUUUUGGCUUUUCCAGAUUACACUUUGAAAUCCUACUGGAAGUCCAGUCUGACCAGGGGACAGAAAAUGAAAAUGUAGGAUAUGACCUCGAGGUCACUAUAAAGCAGAUAUUGGUAUAUCCCACCUCAGAGACAGUGAUGGAAUAGGAUGAUUUUUAAUGUUUUGCUACAGAAUGAAUACUUCUUUAAUGGGAUGUUAGUACAAUCCAGAAUGCUGUUUUACAACACUGUGUUUCCAAUGCUAAGGAGGUCCCUGUGCUGGGGACCAUUUCUAUCAUUCAUUGUGGUAGAAAGUAUAGAUGGAAUUUAUUUUAAAUAGAUGGAAAGCUUUCUUGCUAAGACAUGAGACCAGUAGUCAGCUAUUGGCACAGCAUUGUGAUCAAACUGGAAGCCCAGAAAACAAUCCGACCCUUUAAUGCUUUGUGGCCUUGUACGGUAUGUAUUUUCAGUGUCUUCCUUGCCAACCCCCUCCCUCCCCCAAGUAUUCCAGAAGGGAUUCUUGGAUUUUAUUUAACCAGUCUUCUUUUCUAUGUGCAAAUAGCUUUUUCUAUAAAAUAUGCCUGUAGGACUAUUUUUGACAGUGAUGAUGUCAGUGAGGACAAGUGAGGUUGAUUGGGAGGGCAGUGUUUCCUAGAUUAUUCAUCUGGAUGGAUCCACUGAGGGAUCAUGCAGGGAAAACAGCUACCUCACAAAAAGUGAACAACCCGAUUUGGCUAGAUCGCAAGAGAAAGGAAUAAUGAAUAAGCCAAUGACCAUGAAUAAGCCAACAUUUUCCAUGAAGUGCUGUAAUUACUGAAAAGGGGAAGCACUGCUUUAAACUGCUAAAAAUGUUAACUGGAAACUGCCCUAAUAAUAAAG
Rhineura floridana is the source of this 2103-nucleotide messenger RNA. RefSeq names its product TNF superfamily member 14 (gene TNFSF14). The coding region runs from base 76 to 789 and encodes 237 amino acids. The transcript has 4 exons. NCBI's taxonomy places the organism in Eukaryota, Metazoa, Chordata, Lepidosauria, Squamata, Rhineuridae. The record is from RefSeq and is a predicted model, not a curated record. Gene Ontology annotation, molecular function: tumor necrosis factor receptor binding. Gene Ontology annotation, biological process: immune response. Gene Ontology annotation, cellular component: membrane.